This is a messenger RNA of Amoebophrya sp. A120, 1182 nucleotides long. NCBI's taxonomy places the organism in Eukaryota, Dinophyceae, Syndiniales, Amoebophryaceae. The record is from the annotation of a GenBank genome assembly.
AUGGUGAAAGUGCGGCACUUCGUUUUGAAUCAUGGAUACGACGAUAAAAUAUGGACCAAUGACGUCGGAAUGGAAUAUGCACUGCAACCAAUGACGUCCACUGAGUUGAAUCCACGGAAACAACGGGGGUGGCAAAUUUUGGACGAAAUGAAAACAUUGACAGCCAGCGUCCCGCUCUCCUCCGCCCCCUCGUUUUUCGUGUCCGCGUCGUCCGGAAUGUUAUUCUUGUCUGCGUAUGGCGGCACGGUAUUGUGGGACGGAGAGGUGAUGGACAAGUCACUAGAUCAAGUGGUCCGCAACUGGUGGGAAACCGACGGUGCCCCCACACAGUACGCCGACAGCUGUCUCUGGUUUCAAAACGACGAGAACUGUGUUGACUGUCUGAUGCUAGCCGACACACACUCAUCGCAGAUGAGACUGUACGGCGCCAAUCCAACAUUGGGGGAAAACCGCGGUCUUCCGGAGCAAGAGCCGAGGUGUCAGGAGGAGAAAUGGAAAAACGAAGUCCUUGCUCCAGCAAUCGAUGCAAGCGAGCAGAAGGAAAAAAAGCUCCAAAAAGCGCAGAAGCGCAUGCGGGAACAAUUUACAAGCACGACGACGACUACGACGACUACGAGCACCACAACUGUAACGACCACUAAGACCACAACUUCAACAACGACGACGCUGGGGAUUAAUCUUGGAGGAGCAAGUACUGCUACAACCAAGCCCAAGCGGCCUCCGGUGAUUUGGAUUCCCAAUUCCGGCGUGUCGAAAGAACAGGGCGGAGCGGGAGGAAAUACAACCAUUUUUGAGUCGAGCGACGCCCCCGCGGAGCCGACUCGCAUGGGGCCGCCAGGAGGAGAGGGGGAAGUGGGAGGCGGUGGGUGUUGCUAAUUAUAUGAAUUCGAUUUUGUUUCUUCUAUUCAUGUACAAGAUGAUUAUGGUGGUCUGUUUAACACCAUGUUCAUGAGUUACGCUACAGCAGCUGAACAACCCGAAAAGUUCUUGUCGAUUAUACUAUUCACAUGAUUUCUUGUAGCAUAAUUUUGUUCGAUCGUUUAGGUUUUUGUCUUUAUCCUUUUAUUUUCCAUGGUCCCAGAGAAAAUUUUUCCCAAUCCCAGAUUUGCCUUCGACCAUGCUAUAUGAAGCUGAGCCGCACGAUUUUGAAUUCUAUUUCGACCAUGGCGCUUCCUUGGCUUG